AUGAGUAGUCGAAGUUUGUCGAGGACUAGGCGCAGGUCUCGAUCUGGGUCAGUAAGUAGGGAUGAUCAUAAUCAUGAUCAUAGAAGUGGUUGGAGUUCGCUUCAUAUCAUGGCUCGUAGAGGGGAUUUAGAAGAGGUUAAGCGUCUUCUGGAGGAGGAGGGAAUGGACGUGAACGUGGCUGCAUGCGGCUCCAAAUCGACAGGCGUAACUCCUCUCCACCUGGCUGCCGAGGGUGGCCACCUCUCGGUCAUGGAGGAAUUACUGGAGCGUGGUGCGGAUAUUGAUGCUAAAGCUAAGAAUGUCAAUGGCGGUUCGUGUGGCUGGACUCCGCUCCACUAUGCGGCCAAGCAACGGAAGAGAGAAGCAGUGAAGUUUUUGGUUGAGAAUGGGGCGUUCUUAGCACCAGAUAUCAAUGAUUGCAGGUUCAACCCUCCAAUCUACUACUGUGUUGGCCUUGACUGGGCUUAUGAGGAGUUUGAACGUCUGCAACGAGAGAAGAAGAUUAUCUCAUCGUCAUCAUCAUUAUCAUCUUCUCCUUCUGAUGAGGAGACUAAUUAUUUCACUUCUGAAACCUAA
Molecule: messenger RNA, 576 nt
Organism: Humulus lupulus (European hop)
Lineage: Eukaryota; Viridiplantae; Streptophyta; Magnoliopsida; Rosales; Cannabaceae
Product: phytochrome-interacting ankyrin-repeat protein 2-like
Exons: 1
Coding region: 1-576 (191 amino acids)
Molecular function (GO): protein binding
Source: RefSeq, a predicted model, not a curated record